ACUAUUCUACUGAAUUUCUAAUGUAAACAAAUGACUGCUUCGAUAGGCUUAGUAGCACGUAAACAACUACUGCAAGCAGAUUAACUAAAGGCAUAACUCAUCUUUCUUCUUGCUUAAAAGCAAGAUUGCUACAGAAAAUACUUAACCGGGACAUAAGAACAACAUGAGUCAAUCAUUUUUAAAGCAAGAAAUACACAAUUUACCAACAUAUAAGAAUAAAAAUAUGAGCUCACCGAUCCGGGUAACAGAGUGGGUGUAUAUAUAUAUAUGCUCAUGUAUAUAUUUAUAUGCUUUUGUUGCGGCCGAUUGCAGUCAAAAAGUCUAUGUGUGUCUCGAACCGAUCGACAAUAAGUGGAUUCUUCUUAGCUGGAAGAUUUAUGUUUUGGCUGCCAGUUGGUGCAUCAUUGUUUGCCAGCAAUAUAGGUAGUGAACAUUUUAUUGGUUUAGCAGGUUCUGGAGCAGCAUCUGGAAUAAGUGUUGGAGCUUUUGAGCUUAAUGCUUUGGCUAUUAUUCAACUGACUGGAUGGGUCUUCCUUCCUGUAUUCAUUGCCAGCAGGGUCUGUACACUCCCAGAAUACAUGUCAAAAAGAUUUGGAGGUUUACGCAUUAGAACCUACCUUGCUGUUUUGUCACUUGUGUUGUAUGUCUUCACUAAAAUAUCUGUCAACUUGUUUUCAGGAGCAGUUUUUAUCAAUCAAGCUCUUCAAUGGGAUCUCUAUGUUGCAAUCUUGGGACUAUUACUCAUGACUGGCAUUUGUACAGUAACUGGUGGAUUAGCUGCAGUUAUAUAUACCGACACGCUUCAGUUUUUUGUUAUGAUUACAGGAGCUGCUAUUGUUGCUGUAAAAGCUUUUAUACAGGUGGGUGGCAUAUCAGGAUUGCAGGAAAAAUAUAUGCAAGCAAUACCAUCACAAAGAAUCCAUGGAACAGAUUGUGGCAUUCCAAAAGAAGAUGCCUGGAUGAUUUUGCGAUCUUGGGAUGAUCCAGAUAUGCCAUGGCUUGGUUUUCUCAUUGGUCAAACUCCAGCGUCUAUAUGGUACUGGUGUACUGAUCAAAUGAUGGUUCAACGACUUUUGGCAGCUAAAUCAUUAUCUCAUGCUCAAGGAGGAACAUUGUUUGCUGGAUUCAUGAAAAUUCUACCUAUUUUUCUGAUUGUUAUGCCAGGAAUGAUAAGCAGAGUCCUUUUCACAGAUGAAGUAGCAUGUGUAGAUCCUGAAGUUUGUAUGGCAUAUUGUCAAAAUCCCGCUGGAUGUUCAAAUGUUGCAUACCCUCGACUUGUUUUAGAACUUAUGCCAACAGGUUUGCGUGGUCUAAUGAUGGCUGUGAUGCUAGCUGCAUUAAUGAGUGAUUUGACAUCUGUAUAUAAUAGUGCUAGUACCUUAUUUACAAUGGAUAUUUGGCCACAAAUUCGAAAAGAAGCUACUGUGUGGGAACUCAUGAUAGUAGGAAGAACUUUCAUUAUAUUAAUGAUCCUCAUCAGUAUUGGUUGGAUACCUAUAAUUCAAAACUUGCAAGGAGGGCAGCUUUUUAUCUACAUUCAGUCAGUAUCAGCAUACCUUGCCCCACCAAUUGCAGCUGUUUAUAUUUUAGCUGUUUUGUGGAAAAGAAUGAAUGAACAGGGCUGCUUUUGGGCUAUGAUGCUUGGUUUCCUAGUUGGUGUUACCCGAAUGGUUUUGGAUUUCAUUUAUCGACAACCUGCUUGCAAUGAAAUUGAUACAAGACCUGUCAUCAUUCAAAAAGUUCAUUAUAUGUACUUUGCUUGUAUUUUGUUCUGUAUCACUGUAAUUUCUGCAGUUAUCAUCAGCCUUAUGACAGAACCUCCAGAAGAGUUUAGGCUUGUUAGGACAACCUACUGGACUAGGUUUGAAGAAGGUGAUAGGGAUGAUGAUAAGGAUAAUUUUGAAAUGCGAAGAAAUGUUGACCUCCAAGAGAAAGUAUGUUUAAAUGAUAUGAGCCAAGAAGAAGCUGGAGAUAUAGAUGCAGAAGAAGCUCAAGUACCUGGAGUAAUUGAAGAAAAAACUGCAGUUUUUUAUCUGAAGAAAUUGGGCAAUUGGUUUUGUGGUUUUAAUCAAAAUACCCAAGAUAAAAAUGAGGAGGUUUUUCAGCACCUCACCGAAAUUGCAUCUCUGCGUCAAAGCAAGAGAGAUAAAAUUAUUCUUAACACUUUAUUGGUUAUUGCAUUGGCUAUACCAGUAUUUACAUAUGCUUAUUUUUCUGUAGCUAUAAAGAAGCUUGAGUAUUAAGAUGUUUAAAGUUCUACAUCCUAGUUCUUCAAAUUAAAAGUAACAAAUUGUAUUUCAGCAUAACAUAGUGAUUUUCUUUGAAUUUAAAUAAUGGAAAAAAUGGAAAUUCAAGGGGGUGAUAAAUUCAAGCUUUGUAAACAAACAAAAAAGUUCUGAUUCUCCCUUUAAGCAUUAUAAUUUUUAAAUUUUUAAAUAUAUAUAUGUGUGUGCAACUUAUAUAAAAAUUGGCCUUUUGAUAUUUGAAAAAGUUGUAAACUAUUACCUUGCAUUGCAAUGUAAAUCUUAGUAAGUACAGUGGAGUCAUAUUCUUACAAACUUAUCACGGUUAUCUUUAGUUUUGUAAACACUUUAUUAGAUCAGUGUCUAAUGUUUCAAACAACUGGUAUGAAAAUAUAUUCAGUAUGAACAUUAGUGUUUUUUCACAGCACUUUCUAAUAGUGUAUAAAAUAAUAUGUACUGUUGUAUUCUAUCCUUUGAUGUAGUCUAAAGGAGAAGCAACCUCCACAUGUUAGUUUAAAAUACAUUUUUGAGUAGUUUAAGAUGAGUAGUAUUUUUAUAUUUCAGGUAAUGAGUAAAAUAAUAUUUUGAAAAAGAAAAGAAUUAAACUAUAUUGCAAAAUAACUGCUAGCAACAAUCAUUUGGAAAGACAUUGUAUAAAAUACAUAAUUUCAAGUCAUAUAUUUUAAGCAAAUGUAAGUUACACUAGACAAAAAAAAGUAAUGUGUCAUAUUUUUAUAAUGAACCUUUAGAGAAAUUUUUGGUUUUCCAAACACCAUGUCAUUUAAGAACAUUUGGAUUUUUCUUAUACAUUUUUUAUUAAAAUAUUUAUAUGAUUUUAUACAUAGAUCAUUACUUGUUCGCAAUCUAGUUACAUGAAAAUUAUGAUUGAGGCAUUUUAUUUUCAGCAAGUAAUUAGAUCAGAUUUUGGUACUUAACCUAGCAUUUUGUAUGCUAAAAUAUUCUAUAUCAGAAGUUACUGAGUAGUAACUGCAGAACUAGUUUUAUAAAUACUUUACUUUGAUAAAACAAUUUUUUGUCCUUUCAUUUUUACAUUGAAAGACAACUUGUAAGGUUAUUUCUUUCUACAUAUAUGUACAAAAUAGUUUGGUAACAGUGGGAAAUGGAUUUUACGUCAAUGAAAAAUAGUAUUGCCAGUUGCAAAAAUACUUUUUUUGGCAUACAUUUUGUGACAUUGAUUUUCCAUAAAUUAAAGAUUACUACUCGCUUAAACUGUAAAAAUUUAGAUUUUAUAUGAUAGUGAUGUGUUCUGAAAUAGAUUACUACUCGCUUAUAAAACUGUAAAAAUUUAGAUUUUAUAUGAUAGUGAGGUGUUCUGAAAUAUAUUCAAAUAUAAUUGUUCACUACAUUUGUAUAUUUCAAGGCUUCUAAAACAUUUCUCAGUCGCGACCCCUUUUUAUCACUGAGAAUUUUUUCCUGACUCCAGGACCUCAUAAUAUUUACGAAAAUUUUGUACGACCGUACAAGCAUUACACAAAUCUGACACACGCAUCAGUGAAACUGUCAAUUUUUUAAUUUUUACUGUAAUAUACUAUUGCAGUUUUGGGUGAUUUAACUUUUAGGUCAUUAACUAAAGACAUGAACAAUGUGAAAAUUUUAAAUAAGUAACAGACGAAAUGAUAUCGUCAUGUGCAAAGCAAGUAACGUAAAAGUUUAUAUUAUAAAAAAAAAAGUCAAUGUUAUCGUUUUUUCUUUGUCUGUAUUG
Molecule: messenger RNA, 3966 nt
Organism: Stegodyphus dumicola
Lineage: Eukaryota; Metazoa; Arthropoda; Arachnida; Araneae; Eresidae
Product: sodium/myo-inositol cotransporter 2-like
Biological process (GO): transmembrane transport
Cellular component (GO): plasma membrane
Molecular function (GO): D-glucose:sodium symporter activity
Source: RefSeq, a predicted model, not a curated record